Molecule: messenger RNA, 2649 nt
Organism: Mandrillus leucophaeus (drill)
Lineage: Eukaryota; Metazoa; Chordata; Mammalia; Primates; Cercopithecidae
Gene: SLC46A2
Product: solute carrier family 46, member 2
Exons: 4
Coding region: 380-1807 (475 amino acids)
Biological process (GO): transmembrane transport
Cellular component (GO): membrane
Molecular function (GO): transmembrane transporter activity
Source: RefSeq, a predicted model, not a curated record
GCGCUCACAGGAGCAGCGUGACCCGGCGGCCCCGGGGGUGCUGGCACCAGGAGCCGACACUCGCCGUGCGCUCCCCCGCGCCUGGCUUCCCUGGACUGUCGCCAGCCCUACUCCUGAGGUGGUGAGGGCGGGGCGGAACGCAGCCUCUUCUGGCCUGAGGAGGAGUCACUUGGGAGGUCACUAGGCUGCUGGGCUGGCUGCUGUCACAAGCGGGGCGUGCCCUGGCUCCGCUCGCCACUCUCCGGCGCGCACCCCGGCUCACGGCGCACACUGGCGCUCCCGGACUGAACCCUGAGCCGCCGCCGUGGCAGCCGAAUUUGGGAGUAUCUCCUUGUCACUGCAACCAGAAAGCCCCUCGAUCCCCCAUCAGAGAGGUUACAUGAGCCCCGAGGUGACCUGCCCGUUGAGGGGCCACCGGCCUCGCUUCCACCCGAGGACCUGGGUUGAGCCCGUGGUGGCCUCGUCCCAGAUGGCUGCCUCCCUGUACGACGCAGGGCUACUCCUCGUGGUGAAGGCGUCCUACGGAACCGGAGGCUCCUCCAACCACAGCGCCAGCCCGUCGCCCCGGGGGGCUCUAGAGGACCAACAGCAGAGAGCCAUCUCCAAUUUCUACAUCAUCUACAACCUCGUGGCGGGCCUGUCGCCCCUGCUGUUCGCCUACGGGCUGGGAUGGCUCAGCGACCGCUACCACCGCAAGAUCUCCAUCUGCAUGUCGCUGCUGGGCUUCCUGCUCUCCCGCCUCGGGCUGCUGCUCAAGGUGUUGCUGGACUGGCCAGUGGAGGUGCUGUACGGGGCGGCGGCGCUGAACGGGCUGUUCGGCGGCUUCUCCGCCUUCUGGUCCGGGGUCAUGGCGCUGGGAUCGCUGGGCUCCUCCGAGGGCCGCCGCUCCUUGCGCCUCAUCCUUAUUGACCUGAUCCUGGGCUUGGCGGGGUUCUGCGGGAGCAUGGCUUCCGGGCAUCUCUUCAAGCAGAUGGCUGGGCACUCUGGGCAGGGCCUGAUACUGACGGCCUGCAGCGUGAGCUGUGCCUCGUUUGCUCUGCUCUACAGCCUUUUGGUGCUAAAGGUCCCUGAGUCGGUGGCCAAACCCAGCCAGGAGCUCCCCCCCGCGGAUACCGUGUCUGGCACAGUAGGCACAUACCGCACCCUGGAUCCUGAUCAGUUGGACAAACAGUGUGCAGUGGGUCACCCUCCAUCUCCUGGAAAAGCAAAACCCCAUAAAACCACCAUUGCCCUGCUCUUUGUGGGUGCUAUCAUAUAUGACCUGGCGGUGGUGGGCACAGUGGACGUGAUCCCUCUUUUUGUGCUGAGGGAGCCUCUCAGUUGGAACCAAGUGCAGGUGGGCUAUGGUAUGGCUUCAGGGUACACCAUCUUCAUCACCAGCUUCCUGGGUGUCCUGGUCUUCUCCCGCUGCUUCCGGGACACCACCAUGAUCAUGAUUGGGAUGGUGUCCUUUGGGUCAGGAGCCCUCCUCUUGGCUUUUGUGAAAGAGACAAACAUGUUCUAUAUUGCUCGAGCCGUCAUGCUGUUUGCUCUCAUCCCCGUCACAACCAUCCGAUCAGCUAUGUCCAAACUCAUAAAGGGCUCCUCUUAUGGAAAGGUGUUUGUCAUACUGCAGCUGUCCUUGGCUCUGACUGGCGUGGUGACAUCGACCUUGUACAACAAGAUCUAUCAGCUCACCAUGGACAUAUUUGUGGGCUCCUGCUUUGCUCUCUCCUCCUUUCUCUCCUUCCUGGCCAUCAUCCCAAUUAGCAUCGUGGCCUAUAAACAAGUCCCAUGGUCACCAUAUGGAGACAUCACAGAGAAAUGAAGAUGCUUACCUGCAGGAGCUGAAAACACCAGCCAUGGCCAGACCCCCAGAAGACAAAAGAAGGGACCGGGGAACUGGUGACCAAAGCAACCCACUGCUUAAGAAACCCACGUUCCAGGCAGAGUUGGCCUCAGUAUGACCUGCUUUGGCUCAGGGAUCCCUGGUGGAUGGGGAAAAGCAUUUUCCUGGUGAUGGAAAAACGUUCUUAGCUUUAAGAUACUCCUGUUAGGCAGAGAUUGGGUUCUGUGACAGCAGAACAUGAACUUAAGGGUUAUAGGCAGGCUGCAUACAGCAGUCCCAGGCCCUGUGAGGGGUUUCAGACUCCAGCUACAGCGAGCCUGCCCCUUUUCUUCAAGGGAUUGUCUUGAGGGCUCCAAGGUAUAGCUAACUAGUCACUAGGAUGCUGUGCUGAAAGUCCCAUGGGAGAACUCAAAGCGUGCAUUAUCACAGCCUGAGAGGAAUGUGGAAGGAAUGUUUUGUAAGAACUAUCAACAGUUUUGCAUGAACAAUGUCUUUUAAAUUAAAAUAAAACCUUGAAAAAAGCCAGCUUUCUUUCCUGAGUCUUCCUUGGCUACAAACACUCAGGAGGGGGAUGGAGCUCAGACCCUUGUCUUCUGGGUAGUUUUGUUAUUACUGUUGCUUUUAAGAAGCAAAUGUCACAAGGCUUUCUUCAAUGGGAUAUUCAAUUGAGUACUUCCAGUCAACAGUGCUUCCCAAAGUGGGUGGUGUGAAGAACGAGGAGAUACAUUAAGAGCUGUUUUAUUUGAGGUACUCAUUUUUAUAACCUCAUUUACUUGGAUUUAUAAAAGCAGACUCACCUAAUAAAAUCAACAUUCAUUGUA